This is a messenger RNA of Trichoplusia ni (cabbage looper), 4392 nucleotides long. RefSeq names its product hippocampus abundant transcript 1 protein. The transcript has a single exon. Gene Ontology annotation, cellular component: membrane. The coding region runs from base 139 to 1578 and encodes 479 amino acids. Gene Ontology annotation, molecular function: transmembrane transporter activity. NCBI's taxonomy places the organism in Eukaryota, Metazoa, Arthropoda, Insecta, Lepidoptera, Noctuidae. The record is from RefSeq and is a predicted model, not a curated record. Gene Ontology annotation, biological process: transmembrane transport.
UUUUUCAAUUUUCCAGUGGAUUUUUGACGUUGCUGCUACUUGCUCGUUUUAUCUAGUUUUCCUCCAUGUAGUGCUUAGGUUUUCAUAAUGUUUCUAAUAUAAGUAGUUCUGUAGGAAAAUAAACUAUAUAAAUCUUAAAUGACGCCCACGAAGACCACAAAAACUGAAGUAGAAAUGGUGAUACGGAAUAGAAAAACUGUUAUGAAAGACGGGAUUAUGACAAUGUCUGGCAUCGGCGAGCCCUCCGUGUUCCACGCUCUGGUGGUGAUAUUCCUGGAGUUUUUCGCGUGGGGUCUGCUCACGAUGCCGAUAAUUUCGGUGCUGAACGCCACCUUCCCGGAUCACACGUUUUUGAUGAACGGUUUAAUAAUGGGAAUCAAGGGCAUCCUGUCGUUCCUGUCUGCGCCUCUGAUCGGCGCGCUCUCCGAUGUGUGGGGACGCAAGUUUUUCCUGCUGGUGACAGUGUUCUUCACCUGUGCACCUAUCCCGCUGAUGACGAUCAACACGUGGUGGUUCUUCGCGAUGAUCAGCAUUAGUGGAGUAUUCGCGGUGACGUUCUCUAUCGUGUUCGCGUACGUGGCGGACGUAACCACGGAGGCUGAGCGCUCGCGCGCCUACGGCCUGGUAUCGGCCACCUUCGCCGCCAGCAUGGUGAUCUCUCCGGCACUUGGUGCCUAUCUCAUGGACUUAUAUGGUGAAGCACUAGUGGUAGCUGCUGCUACCGCAGUCGCUAUACUUGACGUGUUCUUUAUUAUGGUGGCUGUACCUGAGAGCCUGCCUGAAAAAGUGAGGCCCAGUGGUUGGGGUCCUGCUAUAAGCUGGGAACAAGCUGACCCCUUCGCUGCCUUGAGAAAAGUUGGUGCAGAACGUACAGUGCUAAUGUUGUGUGUGGCAGUGUUCCUCUCAUACUUACCGGAGGCCGGACAGUAUUCAUGCAUAUUUGUGUACUUGAAGUUAGUGAUGGGCUUCGGAGUGGUCCAAGUGGCAAUAUUUAUUGCAAUAGUAGGUGUGCUUAGUAUUGGUGUACAAGUUGUUCUCGGAUUCUUAAUGAGAUCACUCGGAGCCAAGCAUACAAUUAUGGUGGGACUACUGUUUGAGAUGCUGCAGCUCAUGUGGUAUGGCUUCGGCAGCCGUACGUGGAUGAUGUGGGCUGCUGGAGUGCUGGCUGCACUAGGCUCAGUCACAUAUCCAGCCAUCAGUGCAUAUGUGUCGGUGAACAGCAGGGCCGACAGGCAAGGAGUGGUGCAGGGCAUGGUGACAGGUGUGCGUGGACUGUGCAAUGGUCUGGGCCCUGCCAUGUUUGGAGUGAUAUUCUACUUAUUCCACGUGGACCUGAACGAGGAGCACGCGGCGGCGGGGCGGCCCAACGAGGAGAAGUACGUGCGCAUGGUGCCGGGCCCGCCCUUCGUGCUGGGAGCGCUGCUCGUGAUCUGCGCGCUGCUGGUGGCGGCCUUCCUGCCCGAGGACGGCGCGGCCAGCCGGCGCACGCCGCCCGACCUGCGCUUCGAGCUGGAGCGCGGGCGGCGCGUGGCGGGCCCGCUGUCGCCGCUCAUGGCGCCCGAGUCCGCCGCGCUCUAGCUAGCGGUGAAGGCCGGCCGCGCGGCCAGCGUUUGACUGUCAGUGCUGUGCUCAGCGACAGCGUCCCGUGCAUUUACGAGGUACCAAAGCUAACUCUAGCUCGAGUGAGUGACCGUGAUCCCUAACGUUACGCCGACAACACCGAUACAUUCCCGCGUUGAUACAGCUUAAGCGUCGUGAGUUUUAAGCUUUGUAUUAUAUUUUUAUAUGGUUUGGAGUCGCCGCUGGGGUGUGUACAUAUUUGUCUGAAUAAAAUCAAUGAAAUCGUUGUUUUAAAGUAUGUGUUUCAUGUUUCGAGCUGAGCAUCACACAAUAAGCGGUCACGUCAAGUGGCGCGCCGAGUGUACCUAUGAGUCAAGCCUAGUAGUCAUAACAAUCCAUCGCGGCGGGAUGUUAAUGUUGUCAUAACUCGCCUCAAAAUAAUAAUAUCACACAUUAAGGUCAACUUGAGUGAUUGAUGAGUGGCUAAUUGAUAAUGUUUAGAUUAAGAUAACAUCAUUAUAGAUGUCUCCUGUCCAUAAUAUUGAAACAAAAUAAUUUAUAUAAAUGUAAACAAAGAUUAACGAAUAGAGAAAAACCUUGUUGAAGUUAAGAGUAAAUUUAUAUAAAAAAAAAUACCUAUUGAAAUAAUUGUAUGGAUGCGAGUCUUCCAGCUGCGUACUCCAGUUGGGACUCAAUUAUAUUCUAAAGCCUAUCUACUCAAAGAUCUCUAAAACGAAGGAUUGAUAUUUCAUUUAAUAAUCAGACAUCGAGGCUUCUAUAUGAUAAAUAUUACUGUUAGGUCUAAGUUACAUUUUAAGACCGUUGGACUGGACGCGUAACAAGUUUUACGAGUCUAAAUCGAUAAAACAUCUGCAAUAUACAAGUUAUGACAAUACUUUUCAGACGUAAUUUUUGACGUAACUUUCGAUCUUAUUUGUAAAAUUGCCAGAAAUGCCAGCUGUCUGAUGUUCAGGCGUCUUUAACAGUUUCUAGAAGAUGUUCAUAUACUAAACAAAUAUGUUCACAUUUUUUUAUCUAAAACUUUGUAAAUAUGGUAUGAACGGAGCAGAAACGAAUACUGAUUUACUGAAACCAGCUAUUUUCUAAGAGAAGUUCAAUUUUGUUUUAAAAGAACAUGAUAAUAUUUACAUCGCGUUUUUUCGUUAGAUAUAUAAUAGACCUAAGUAUGGGAAAAUAGUCAAAAAAUAUGUACAAAAUAGGUUUAUAACGUAAUGAUUCCGGUAAUUAAGUAGUAGAACCAUCUUUCCUGAUAAUAAUGUCGGUAUGUGAUAUUUUUCCCAACUGAACUUGCGUAACCAUGAAACUGGCCCUGUACAUGUGCCCUUUGAGACGCAUUGUUAUUUACGCGUCGCUCUGUGCCGCUAGAACGAAGCCUUCGGGAACUGUUCCUAUUCGGUAACAACUUGCAACAUCUGAUACUUGGAUCCGAACAUCCGAUAAUUUUGAAUUUAACAAGUUGUUAAUUAUCAAAAUGUCUGUAAACGACAUAAUGAACGAGUCGUUUCUAUAUUAGUUAUAGAAAUGCAAUAAGACGGUGACGGCAUUAAUUUCACGAUUAUUGCGCAGUAGUUUCCCAUUGCCCAGAGCUCCCUUAUUUUACAAAUUGGUCGUGUAAUAUCAUUCUUAGGUUUUAAUUCUAAUCUUACUGCCUCUGACUAUGUUUUCAUAGCGUUGUUUGCCAGUUAAUUAACAGAUUAGAUAAUGAAGCGCUGAUGAAUCAUGAUUAAAUAUAAAAACAUCGUAUUCAGCAAAACACGGGUAAAUUAAUGUCUGCUGUACUCUUAAGUACAGUGAUAUUCUCCCGUUGCCGCUAUGAGUAGCACAUUCCAAUAUGUGAGAUAUUCUAUAAACAUCUACUAUUGAAAUGGAUUUCCUAUUGAUUACACCGCCACAGACCGAUGCAAGGGAUAUUACCUCGCUCGUCGGCGAUUCGCCGCCGGAUGUCAUUCUGUUUCACCAUACACUGUGGUGUAUCCUAUUAUCACACCUACGGGAUGCGGUGGCACUAUUAACUGUUGCACUUAUGUACAAUAUUCGGAAGUUUGUAAGGCAGAGACAACAUGAUUUCAGCUCACGAAAGUUAAAAAAAAAGAAUUGUGAUUGAUUUUACUAGCCUUUCUUUUAUUUGAAAACUGAACGUCUAGAAACGAUCAUAAAGAAUAGAUAAAAGUUUCUAGAGCAGCAAUCAUAGUCGGAGUUUGAAGAGUCAAUAAAAUAUUGGUUAUAUACCGCAAAGUUAUGUCUAUGUCUAAGCCAGGCAUCUGUCAUUCGGACUUCUUAAAAGGAAUUUGAGGUCAUGCGAGGUUCUUUUGCCCGCUUGGGAAAAGAAAUCUUAGAUAACGUCAGACUUGUUGGAAACCAAGAUAAGGGAGCUUAGGUCCGUAUCUCUAAACAUAUUUUAGCCUUUUACGGCGAAGGGACGCAGUAGCGUUAUGAUUUCUGUAUCCUUUUGCAAAAUGUGCUACUAUAUCUUUCUCUCAAUCAUAGUGAGCCUAACUGACGGAUAUUAUGACGUAAUGCUGUAGAGUGGCGACAGUAUUUAAAUAGUAAUUAAGGACUCGCUCCGCUGGUUCACGUUUCAUUGGUAAUGGGCUCGGUUUAUAAGCAUCGUUGACACCACAUUUUCCCUAAUUAAGGUCUUGAAAUUGUAAGAAUUCGACUAUUUAGACAAUGAUAUUUGUUAAAUGUACAUAAAUGGCGUGGUUCGGACCUAAUCGCAAGAAUGCUGGUUCAUUAUGAUUUCGUCACACUUAAAUGUUUCAAAUGUUUGAAUGCGCUGUUAUUUAUAAUAAAAAUGUUUUUGUUUAAUGA